Plasmodium adleri (nom. inval.) is the source of this 2352-nucleotide messenger RNA. Its product is annotated as conserved Plasmodium protein, unknown function. Gene Ontology annotation, molecular function: RNA binding. The transcript is spliced from 3 exons. The record is from RefSeq and is a predicted model, not a curated record. Lineage: Eukaryota; Apicomplexa; Aconoidasida; Haemosporida; Plasmodiidae. The coding region runs from base 1 to 2352 and encodes 783 amino acids.
AUGAAUGAUAAUCAAAAGGUCAAUUUAUUUUUUGUAUCAGGUUUGCCAUUGGAUGUUACAGAAAAUGAAAUGAAGGAAUAUUUUUUGCCUGACCAUGAAAUAAGCCAUUGCAAAUUAUAUAGUACCCAUUGUGGUAUAAAAAGUAGUUAUGGCUAUGUGGGACUUAAAAGUAAAGAAAUAGAUAUUCAAGAAUAUGUAAAAAAUAAAAAAUUAAAAAAUAAGGAUAUAUUUAUUGAACUUAUUGAUGAAGAGAAUGAAAGUGAUAGUAACAUCAAUGAUAAUGUAAAUAGUGAUGAUCAUCAUCAAAGUGAUGACCAUAUCCAAUGUGAUGACCAUCGUCAAAGUUGUUUGAAAGAGAGCUCCUCUUGUGAACAAGAAGAACCUAAUACAAAUAACCCAUCUAAUUUAAAUGAAUCCAUUUUUGAUGAUACCAAUGACACAAAUAAAAAUGAUAAUAUUUGCUACAAUAAUGUUAUAUUAAAAAAAAAGAAAGGAAGAAAAAAACAUAUAAAAAUUAUCAACAAAAAUGGAGAUAUAACAAAAGAAGGGUUAUCGAUAUUAGAAAAUAUGAGCAUGCAAGAAGUUGUAAUAUUAAUAAUUAGAAUUCAAGAGUUAGUACGUAUGGAUCCUCAAACAGCUAUUAAAAUGUUAGAUGAAAAUAAAACUAUUUAUUAUUCCUUGGUACAUGCUCUUUUUCUUUUGGGUAUAUUAAAUGUAGAAAUAAGUCCUUUAGAUAAUGAUGAAAUUAAAGAAAGUCAUUUAUAUCAAAUGAAAAAUUAUUUUCAAUAUAUCUGUAUGAAUGAUAAAAAAUCCAAAGUUCAAGAUUUUAAUGAACCUAAAGCUCUAGUGGAUGAUGAAAGUGAAAAUUAUUCUUGUGAUGAUUCAUCUGAAGAAUAUGAAGAAGAAAUUAUAAAUGAAGAUGUAAUAAGUGUAGAAGAAAAUCAAAAUGAAAUAAAUGACAAUUCUGUGAUAGAUGGUAUGGAUAAUACAUUUAAUAGUGAUAAUAUAAUAUAUGAUGAUAAUAAUAAUGAUUAUAAUGAUGAUUAUCAUAAUGAUGAUUAUGAAUAUGGUGAUGAUUACCAUCAUAAUUUAAUAAAUAAAAAAGCUACACAUGUAAACAAAAAACCAUUAUAUAAUAACCAUCAACCUUAUAUUUAUAAUAUGAAGAAUGAUAAAAAAAGGAAAAUCCAGGAUACUCCAAAGGAUAUAUUAAAUAAUGAGAAUUAUAAUUAUGGUGAUAAUAAUAUAACAUAUGAAGACAUAUAUUAUAAUAUGAAUAAUGAUACUAGUAUGGAAUAUAAUAAUAUGAAGGGUAUGAAUAAUCAUAACCAAUUUAAUAACAUGCGAAUGAAAAAUAAACAAAAAAAAGAUUAUCUAAAUAAAUCUUCAAUGCAAGAAUGUAUAAAGGUAAAUGACUCAUCAAGAAACAACAACAAUAAUAUAAAUAGUAUGAAUAAUAAUAAUAUGAUUGGAUCAGGAAAUAUAUUCAUACCAUUGGACAAAAGGAAAGGAAAUUUUUAUGGAAAUAAUCGAAUGAACAUGAAAAAUAAAACUAGUAUGCCAAUGGGAAAAAAUAUUAAUAAUAAUAAUAUGAAUAAUAUCAAUAAUAUCAAUAAUAUGAAUAAUAUCAAUAAUAAUAAUAUGUUUCAAAAGGGUGUGCCUAAACCACUAUAUAGCUUCAAUAAAAAUAAAGAAGUUAACAGAAAUAAUAUUAACUAUGAUGAAAAUGAUGCAAAUAGUGGAGACACACAAUUACAUAAUUAUAAUAAUAAUUAUAGUAAUAAUAAUAAUUUAUUAAAAUCAAAUAAAGAAAACAAAAACCAUAAUGAGAACACUCAUUUUUAUAACCCAACAAAUUAUAAUGCUAACAAUAAACAACAAGUUUAUAGAAACAAGACAGAUUUAAGAAAUGACAAUGUUCCAAAUAAAUUAAUAAACAAAAUAAAACAUACAAAUAAUAAUAAUCAAAGAAGAGGAAUCAAAUUAAUAGAUAGAAAAAAUAAUCCUGAAGAAAGUAAUUAUAAUGAGAAUAAAAUAAAAAUUAAAUGUAUUAAUAUUGAAGAAGAAGAAGAAAAAAAUAAAAUAAAUCACAACAACAAUAAUUUGAUGACAAAUCCAAUUAAUAGUAAUCUAGCUUUACUUCUUAAAAAAUUAAAAAUUUCCUUGAAUGAUAUUCCUUAUGCUGAAGAUGAUUUAAUCAAAGAAAUAAUAAAUGAAAAAUCUAUUCUUCAAAAUAUAUUAAUAAGUAAAUAUGUAGACAUGUUAAAUUGGACAAAUGAACAGGUAUUACGUGUAUUGUCAAUCAGAAAAACAUUAAAGAAAAUUGGUUAUAAUAUAAAUGGUGUUAUAUAA